UUUCACGGUCACCGUGCAAUGGCUGAGUCCACAGGAAGCGGAAGAGAGACCGGAAGUUGGCGAUAAUCAGAGACUGUGCGACCCUGUAAGCUCCAAGGGGUCCCCCCCAGUACAAACAUAGGGGCAGCAACGGGGACCCCUCCCCGAACAAGACACAGGAGCCUUCAAGAUGUCUGAGAAUCAAGGGAAUAUUCCUGUUAAUAACACCAAUGGAAACCGGGUUCGGACCCCAAAUCUUAACCAGAACCCCCUCAUCAAUGUGCGGGAUCGCCUCUUCCACGCGCUCUUCUUUAAGAUGGCAGUCACCUAUGCCCGUCUCUUCCCACCCUCGUUCCGCAGAAUUUUUGAGUUCUUUGUCCUUCUUAAGGCUCUUUUGGUGCUAUUUAUUCUUGCAUACAUCCACAUUGCAUUUUCCCGUUCUCCUAUCAACUGCUUGGAGCAUGUGCGUGAUAAAUGGCCCAGAGAUGGCAUCUUGCGGGUGGAGAUCCAGCUGAACUCAAGCCGAGCUCCUAUCUUUCUGCAGUUCUAUGACAGCGACACUUUUCCUGGACUAGUGAAAGAACCCCUGGGGGAGGAAGAUGGAGAAGAUGAGGAGGAGGAGAUGAGUGUGGAUAUGUACCACAAUAGCUCCAUCAAGUUCGAGCUGGACAUUGAGCCCAAGGUGUUUUUGAAGCCAUCACUAGAGAGGGUGACGCAAGCCUCAGAUAAUCAGAGUCAGGGGCUGUCUUUUAGUGAUGCUGCUAGUAAAGUGUGGCCACAAGAAGAGUACAUAGUCGAAUAUUCACUUGAAUAUGGAUUUCUCAGGCUAUCUCAGAGCACACGGCAGAGACUCAACAUACCUGUGAUGGUGGUGACACUUGACCCGACCCGUGACUUGUGCUUUGGAGACAGAUUUAGUCGUUUUCUACUGGAUGAAUUUCUGGGAUAUGAUGAUAUUCUCAUGUCAAGUGUCAAGGCUCUGGCAGAAAACGAGGAGAACAAAGGGUUCCUAAGAAAUGUUGUUUCAGGGGAGCAUUAUAGAUUUGUCAGUAUGUGGAUGGCUCGCACCUCAUACCUCGCUGCCUUUGUGAUCAUGGUUAUUUUUACUCUCUCGGUGUCCAUGCUCCUGAGGUAUUCUCACCAUCAGAUCUUUGUUUUUAUUGUGGAUUUGCUGCAGAUGUUGGAGAUGAAUAUGAGUAUUGCUUUUCCUGCUGCCCCGUUGCUCACUGUGAUCCUGGCACUUGUAGGAAUGGAAGCCAUUAUGUCAGAGUUUUUCAAUGAUACGACUACUGCCUUCUACAUAAUCCUCAUAGUUUGGCUUGCUGAUCAGUAUGAUGCCAUCUGCUGCCACACAAACACCAGCAAGAGACACUGGCUAAGAUUCUUCUACCUUUAUCACUUUGCAUUCUAUGCCUAUCACUACCGCUUCAAUGGUCAGUACAGCAGCCUGGCUCUGGUAACAUCCUGGCUCUUCAUCCAGCACUCUAUGAUCUAUUUUUUCCAUCACUAUGAACUUCCCGCCAUACUUCAGCAGAUCCGCAUCCAGGAAAUGCUCCUUCAAAAUCAGCAGGCUGGUCAGAAUCAAACCAGCCUUCAGGACAACCUGAAUAACAACACUACAUCGGAGCCAUCCAUUGUAACGCCUCCCCCUGCCCCCAGUUUUACUCUCCAGCCUGCGGCCUCUAGUUUAGUGGCUGCAGGUGUUAUGUCGACUGAUACCCCUUCAAGUGGCGGUGUGGCUACAGCACAACCCGUAGAAGAUGUUAUAGAGCUUCUGUCUGAGGAGCCGAUUCAGGAUACGGCUAGGAGCCAACCUCUUGAAGCUGGUACUACAGAAGUGACGCAGACUGGUGACCCGCCUCCUAUUCUGCCAACUGCUACACCUGAUAACAUUCCCAAAAAACUGACUGAGCCCCAAGUGCAAGUAGCCACAGACUGUAAUCCAGUAAGAUUUUCAGUUACCAGCACUGAUCGAGAGCAGAACAAUCUGUCGUCAGGGCUGCUCUCAGAAGCUAGUGCGCCACAGCCGAGUGCAGAGGCUGAGCAGGGGUCUGAAUUGUGAGCGGAAUCUCGGAUUCACACCGUCUGCCCUUAGCUCACUGUGUACGGGAGAAAUGCAUUUCUCCUAAGAAGGGGCUGUCUGGACCAUUUAUCUCUUUGCAACUGGAGUGACUGGUCUGCAGCGCACAAAACCAGAUUUUAAAAAAAUUGCGCAAUGCGUGAGAUGCGUUCACGCACACAGACUGACUGCAAUCGCUUUUCUUUCAUUAUUCAAUAAAAUGUGGCGUAACGGCCUAGGAAAACGUAACGUAAAUGGGUAACGGGGCUGCCGGUCUCUCUGACACACACAGUUUGUGGGCAUAUAUGUUGUGUUCACGAUUUGUAUGCACUGACAUGCACGCUGGUGUCUCCACGGGUCGAUGCAACGUGGUUCCUGUUGACAGUUUUAACAGCCAUAUUUCAGAUUGAUAGGUUUCCAGAGGCUUUAUUACAGAGGCCCUAGGGGCAAUAUAGCGUUUCAUAAUUUCACUCCACAACCACUGGACCAAGGAUGAGUGAACUUAUGCUUUCUUUAAAAAAAAAUGUCCACAGAUAUUUUCUCUCAUUUUUUUUUUUUGUUCUACUUUCACCCUGUGUGACCAGUGCUUACUUUAUUCUGAAAGCUAUGGAAUGUAAGUGCAUAAGCUGGGACAGAGGUGUUUGUGGAGGUGCCCUGGUUGUGGCAGAAGGAUAACAUGUGUGCCUUUCCACCUGUGACUGAAGAAAGAAGCUGCUCACGAAUGUGUAAAACCUGUUUUACUAUUACAUUGCACUUUUUUGUAAGUAGAAGUAUGAAGGCUAUAUACAGAUAAAGAUGACGUACGUAUAUAUGUGUGUUUAUGUUUGCAUAUGCACUUACAUAUAUAGGACAGAAAUAAGUGGCCAACAAGAUGUAUUCCCGAAGCUGCGCUCAUGAAUAAAAUUGGAUCAGCACUUCCGUCAUGGAGUCUGGUCUGAAAUGUAAUGAUUGUUCCUCAAAAAACACCAAGUGCUCUGCAACAUAAUUACUUUAUAUAUCCUUAGAAUUAUCUGAUACUGAACGUUAAAUUUCCUAGAUAGAUUUAAAAGAUAGCUUGCUGGUUGCUUGUUAACGGUUAUACACUGUAUGCAGGAAGCUCACAUGCUCCCUCUAGUGGUAGCUGCUGGCAGCCAUCAUUUUGGCCUUUUUAAAUAUAUAUCUUCAUAAGCUCUGUAUCAGGCUACAUUAAGAAAUAAGCAACAGAAGUUUGAACCUCUUAAAGGAUAUGAUGUUAAAAAGUCAACAUUCCCUUUAAAGCCACUUGUAAAUUAUACCUUUUUAUUUUUUUGGUCCUAUAUCAAUGUGUUUCUUUAAUAAGGAUUUAACACCAUUUUAUAUUUGUAUGGCUUCAGUUUGGUAGAUUCUUUUUUUUGUUUUUUUGUUUGCACCUUCUGUUUUUUUUGCUUUAACUGGUCUGGCAUAGUGCAAUAUUCUUAUUUUUACAGGACGAGUGUCAGCUGAAAUGAUCUCCUUAUACAGUCCGGGUGGAUGGACACAGUCGGCUGUCUACCGCUUAAAGUGCCAAUAUAUAUAUUUUUUUUAACACAUUUUUUUAUAAAAAUAUCAAAUGGUGUUUUCCUUUUUAAAGGAAAAUUACUGUUGGAAUACAAGCUUCAGAAUUUUAACUAAUUUGCCUUAUUAUGCAUCUUUAAAGUGUUUCUACCGUUCCAAUUAAAGGAUAAAUAACGUUUCAGAAAACUUCUGAUAUAUCAUAGAGACACUAGUAAAUUUGAUCAGUGGGAGUCUGAGCCCUGAGACCCCCACUGACCACUAGAAGCAGGGUAGAGAAACACUCGCAUAUUGUGCACACUCUCCUUGCCGCAGGAGAGCAAGCGAGACAAACUCAAUAGAAAGUCUGUGGGCCCAUUUCCAUUCUGUCUCCUAAUUCUAGCGAUCAGUGGGGGUCUUAGAACUCAGACACCCACCAAUCAAGACCUUUAGCAUCUGCCUGUCAAAAGUUUUCUAAAAGCUCAGGACUCGGGCUAAUCGAUCAACAUUACUGAAUUCUUUAUUCUUCUGUAUAUGUUAUAUCCAGACUUUGUUGCAGGUCCAUGAUUUGUGAUCUUAUAGUGGCUUCGUUUCUAUACAACAAUGGCACCAGCACUUACCAUUGCUUUGUGUUGUAGCAGAGUGUCCAGUAUAUAGCAAAACAUUGAAGUUUUAGUCAAAUAAAGUCCUGCCCCGUUUUACCUUUUUACUGGUAGUCCAAAGGCAUCUGAGAAGCCACUUCUUUGGAACAUGACUGGUAUAUGGUAGAAAGCAGCCUUUCAAAUAAGUGUCAGCCCCCGAGAAGUAUAUGAAGGCUAUUUUCUCUGGUAGGAGAAUUGUUUAAAGGCUCUACACUAAAAUAACAUUGAUGUACGUAAUACAGAGUUCCAGAUUCCUUCUCCCUCAGAAACGUGCCGAUGAGUAUUUGCCAGGAAGUCUAUUUAAGCUCUUAGAAUUUUGCAUUGCUGCCUGUUCGAAUUCUUAUUAUGCAAAAGUGGCUUCCGGACCAAUCUCUAGCUUCUCGGGGUUGAGUUCUGGCCACCAUCAUGAUACAACAUGUCAGCACUACAUGUGCAUGUACAUUUAACAAAGUUUUCCCUGCAGUGAUUGUGGCGGCAUUUGAUUUAAAGUGGAGCUAUCUGUUUGGCAAAAUAAUUUAUUCCCCAUGCAAUAACCUUGAACUCUACAUUCCAUUCAUCCGUUGUUGCUACUAGAUGUUUAUUAAAAAAAAGGUCUAGAUCGGUAUUACCAGUUGGGGGGUGUGUCCCUGCACAGUCUACAGUCCACUUGCAGCACUGAUUGGACAGUGUUGCCUUGUGCAGGGACACACCCCGAACUGGUAAGACCCAUCUGGACCUUUUAUUAAUAAAUCGAGUAGCAAUUACAGAGGAACAGCACAGUUAUAAGAAAAGAUGCUUGAGAAUAAUUGUUGCAUGGGACGUGAAAUAAUUUAUUAAUGCAGUCAGAGUUGUGACGGAUCAUCUUUAAAGUGUACCUCCUGUUAUAGAUAAAAUAAUACUCUUCAGUACCUACUAUAGUUUUCGUUUGCUGUGUAGUACAUUAGCAGAGUCUGCAUUUUUGAGCUCCAGUAGCAUAGACACCUUUGCUGCACUAUCCUGUAGCUCAGGCACCCAUGCUGCACCCUCUUGUAGCUCCAAUAGCUCAGGCACCCAUGCUGCACCCUCCUGUAGCUCCAAUAGCUCAGGCACCCAUGCUGCACCCUCCUGUAGCUCCAAUAGCUCAGGCACCCAUGCUGCACCCUCCUGUAGCUCCAAUAGCUCAGGCACCCAUGCUGCACCCUCCUGUAGCUCCAAUAGCUCAGGCACCCAUGCUGCACCCUCCUGUAGCUCCAAUAGCUCAGGCACCCAUGCUGCACCCUCCUGUAGCUCCAAUAGCUCAGGCACCCAUGCUGCACCCUCCUGUAGCUGGUAGAAAAGCUGCUGCAGUAGAGCUGUAUACUUACUAGGCAUUUGGAUCCAACAGGAAGUCUCCUUUGCAUUGCUCAGUUACGAUAGGAGAAGCACGGGAAGACUUCAUGCUGGAUUUGAAUGACUAGGAGACUUGGGGCUUGAUCUGCCGGAGCCUUUCUACCAGUUACAGGAAUAUGGGGGGAGGUCUGUGCUGCUGAUGGCUCAUGUUAAGCUACUACGUGCCAGUCUUAUAGUAAGUACUUCAGAACAUUUUUUUAAAUUUUUUAUUGGAGGUACAUGUCCAUUAUAGAAUUAGAUGCCCCUAGAACGGUUUCUGUAGAAAAUUCCAUAUUCACUACUGCCUGUAAGGGUAUGUUCUCCCAUAAAGUUUUUUUCUGUACUAAAAAAAGAGGCUGUGUAGUCUUGAAAAUUGCACAUUUUUUGAACCUGCCUAUUUCAAUGUGAAAUUUGGAUCUAGAUUCAGUGUGGAAUCUGCUCCAAGAAUGAACUUGUCACUUUUUGUUUUUUUGGCUGUAGUUUGUAAAAGCAUGAGGGGAAAAAAAACACACCCUGUAAUUUACCAUACAAUUUUCUAUUGGAAAUCGGUGAGAGGUGGAUUGCAGGCAUUUUACGUGGGGAAUCCGCACCAAAAUCCAUACAGAAAAAAACAUUGUGCGAACAUACCCAAAGAUUUUUAUUUUUUAUUUAAAGCAUGCAUUUUCUAUUGUCAUUGACUUUAAAGAGGACCUUUUACCACUUCUGACAUGUCUGUUUUACUGAGCAUC
Bufo bufo (common toad) is the source of this 6221-nucleotide messenger RNA. It is a transcript of the gene TMEM259, whose product is annotated as transmembrane protein 259. Gene Ontology annotation, biological process: positive regulation of ERAD pathway; response to endoplasmic reticulum stress. Gene Ontology annotation, cellular component: endoplasmic reticulum. The record is from RefSeq and is a predicted model, not a curated record. The transcript has 12 exons. The coding region runs from base 170 to 2041 and encodes 623 amino acids. Lineage: Eukaryota; Metazoa; Chordata; Amphibia; Anura; Bufonidae.